CGCAUUUUCAAAACUGCCUUUCCGACGGUGCCACAUACAAAAAAUGAGGAACACACCGAUGCGAAAGAAGCUCAACCACCACAGAGCGAUCCGAAAGAAGCCGCCGUUCAUCAUGUGGAGGCUGCGCCGAAACAGGAAGGUUUGUCGCCAAAAGACGCCGUUAUGAGUGGAGAAGAGGGAGGGUUGGCUCGCAUCGAAGAAGUGCCUGAGCCGUGGAAUCCUGCGACCACCAGUCGAGGUACAGCGAACGGCAACGGGCAUCAUAGGCGCAACGGGGAGCUGUACAGAAAGCAGUUUCGGGAGUUCGUCAGGGCACAGGCAUCUCUGCAGGAAGAACCUCCUGAAACAAAAAAUUAUAACGGAGACGCUUCUCCUGCGGCAUCACUUAUGGGUACCGUCAACCCAUCUUUUACACCAUCUUUUAGUGAAUUCCUUCUCUGAAUAGGCUAAAAGAGGUUCUAAAAGAUGGGUUGUCGGUACGUCUAAAUCACCUCGGACGGACAGUGUGGAGUGAGUGGAGACAGUGGCUAGUAAAGAGAGUUUCAAAACCUACUAGCGUUUGACACGUCGAGCCGUGCUGUCUUUUGGUGUGGAAGGCGGUGAAAAAAGGGAAAUGUCUCUGGGAAGGUCUACCCGCAUAUUAUUCUCCGUGAGAAGAAGAACAAGAGCUUUUUUUCGUCUAGUAUUAGCAAGGCUAAAGGCACUUUGUUCACGCAUAUCGAUCAUGCAUACUGAGCCUUACACAUACUUGAGUGCCACUUAAGUGCUAGAGUGUAUAGUAGUAAGUAUUUGGUUCUCAAAAUUCUAACCUAACAAAAACAACCUCUUUGGAGAAAUGACAGGUGAAACUGCGGUUCUUUUGUUUGGGCGUGAGAACAAUGAAAAUAUCAAUCAUUAAUUUUAUAGGAGGACUUCUCAAGACGCCACAAUGAUGAUAUCCUCACAUCUGUGGUCUCGUCACAACGAAAUCUAUUAUACAUCAUUGACCUUAUUCGUUUUCAUGCAUAGCUGCAAUGUUGGCCAGAAGUAGAGGGCGACUCUGAUACUGUUUCUUUUCGGGCAGAGGUUCUAUAGGAUGUUCAUAUGCAACAAUUAUGGUUGUGCAGGAUCGUGAAUUCUACUGGAAAAACUUGUUUGUAUAGGAGUUGUUCUGAUGUUGACGUUUUUUAUCAACUUACCGGUAAAAAUUGCAGAAGCUGGUGGUGUGACG
This is a messenger RNA of Amoebophrya sp. A25, 1210 nucleotides long. NCBI's taxonomy places the organism in Eukaryota, Dinophyceae, Syndiniales, Amoebophryaceae. The record is from the annotation of a GenBank genome assembly.